AGAAGCAGGUCGGCCUGUGCUCGCCGCCACACACCGAGAGGAUGAAGCUCGCUGUCGGCGCCCUGCUGGCCUGCGCUGUCCUGGGGCUGUGCCUGGCUGUCCCUGAGAAAACUGUAAGAUGGUGCGCCGUGUCAGAUCACGAGGCCAGUAAGUGCUACAGUUUCCGUGAUAAUAUGAAAAAAGUCCUUCCAACAGAUGGUCUCCAACUCAUGUGUGUGAAGAAAGCCUCCCACCUUGAUUGCAUCAAGGCAAUCGCGGCAAAUGACGCAGAUGCUAUGACACUGGAUGCAGGUUGGGUGUAUGAGGCAGGCCUGACUCCCAACAACCUGAAGCCUGUAGUGGCAGAGUUCUAUGGGUCCAAAGACGAUCCACAAACCUACUAUUAUGCUGUUGCUGUGGUGAAAAAGGACAGUGGCUUCAUGCUGAAUGAGCUCCGAGGCAAGAAGUCCUGCCACACAGGCCUGGGCAGAUCAGCGGGGUGGAACAUCCCCAUUGGCUCGCUUUAUUGUGACUUACCUGAGCCACGGGUGCCUCUUGAGAGAGCAGUGGCCAAUUUCUUCUCGGGCAGCUGCGUCCCUUGUGCGGAUGGGGAGUCCUUCCCCCAGCUGUGUCAACUGUGUCCAGGGUGUGGCUGUUCCUCCCUUGAACCAUACUACGGCUACUCAGGAGCCUUCAAGUGCCUGAAGGAUGGUGCUGGGGAUGUGGCCUUUGUCAAGCAUGCAACCAUAUUUGAGAACCUGGCAAACAAGGCGGACAGGGACCAGUAUGAGCUGCUCUGCCUGGACAACACCCGGAAGCCAGUGGAUGAAUACAAGGACUGCUACUUGGCCAAGGUCCCUUCUCACGCUGUUGUGGCCCGAAGUGUGGACGGCAAGGAGGACUUGAUCUGGGAGCUUCUCAACCAGGCCCAGGAACAUUUUGGCAAAGAAAAAUCAAAAGACUUCCAACUGUUCAGCUCUCCUCAUGGGAAGGACCUGCUGUUUAAGGACUCUGCCCACGGGUUUUUAAGGGUCCCCUCUAGGAUGGACUCCAAGCUGUACCUGGGAUAUGAGUAUGUCACUUCUGUUCGGAAUCUACGGGAAGGCACAUGCCCAGAAACCUCAAAGAAUGAAUGCAAGACGGUGAAGUGGUGUGCACUGAGCCACCACGAGAGGCUCAAGUGUGACGAGUGGAGUGUUAGCAGUGGAGGGAAAAUAGAAUGUGAAUCAGCAGAGUCCACCGAAGACUGCAUUGCCAAGAUCAUGAAUGGAGAAGCUGAUGCUAUGAGCUUGGAUGGAGGGCAUGUCUACAUAGCGGGCAAGUGUGGUUUGAUACCUGUCCUGACAGAGAACUAUGAAAAAAGCAGUGAUUGUAUGAGAACAUCAGAGAAAGGGUAUCUUGCUGUGGCAGUGGUAAAGAAAUCGGAUGCUGGCAUCACCUGGAACACUCUGAAAGGCAAAAAGUCCUGCCACACUGGAGUCGACAGAACCGCUGGCUGGAACAUCCCCAUGGGCCUGCUCUACAACGAGCUCAACCACUGCAGAUUUGAUGAAUUUUUCAGUGAAGGCUGUGCCCCUGGGUCUCUGAAAAAUUCCAGUCUCUGUCAGCUGUGUAUGGGCCCAGACCCCAACACGUGUAAGCCCAACAGCAAAGAGGGAUACUAUGGCUACACAGGGGCUUUCAGGUGUCUGGUUGAGAAGGGAGAUGUGGCCUUUGUGAAACAUGAGACUAUUCUGCAGAACACUAAUGGAAAUAACAUGGACGCAUGGGCUAAGGAUCUGAAGCAGGAAGACUUUGAGUUGCUGUGCCUUGAUGGUUCCAGGAAGCCUGUGGAUAAGGUUGACACAUGCCACCUGGCCCGAGGCCCAAAUCAUGCUGUGGUCUCACGGAAAGAUAAGGCAGCUUGUGUCAGUGAGGUGUUAAGUCUCCAGCAGGCUGAGUUUGGAAGUAACGUACCUGACUGCUCGAAGAAGUUCUGUUUGUUCCAGUCUGAAACUAAGGACCUUCUGUUCAAGGAUAACACUGUAUGUUUGGCCACACUUCCAGACAAAACCACAUAUGAAAAAUACUUAGGAGAAGACUAUGUUAACGCUGUUGGUAACCUGAGAAAAUGCUCAACUUCACGACUCCUGCAAGCCUGCACUUUCCACAGAGUUUAAAAUCCAAGAGGUGGGGCUGCCACCCAGGUGGGGAUGGGAGCUCAGGUAACCCAUGGGUUUUUCCUGGUCUUGCUAACCGGAGUGGUUUGUGCCAACCAUGCCUGUCUUCACAGCUGUUUUGCCACAUGCACAGGACACGAAAUAAAAAUUAUUAUUGAUUUUA
Messenger RNA from Propithecus coquereli (Coquerel's sifaka), 2301 nucleotides. RefSeq names its product serotransferrin-like. The record is from RefSeq and is a predicted model, not a curated record. Gene Ontology annotation, biological process: iron ion transport; intracellular iron ion homeostasis; antibacterial humoral response. Gene Ontology annotation, cellular component: early endosome; recycling endosome; plasma membrane. Gene Ontology annotation, molecular function: ferric iron binding. Bases 42 to 2138 code for a protein of 698 amino acids. The transcript is spliced from 17 exons. Lineage: Eukaryota; Metazoa; Chordata; Mammalia; Primates; Indriidae.